UUUUCUCUGGAGCCAUCGCUUGGAGUGCACCAGAGCGCGCGCGCGAGCAGCAUGGCGAGCUAUGCACAGGCGGCACCAUCAGAUUCAGGGGUGGACGCGUUAAGCCUAGCCAAAAUGAUCGUAUCGUCAGCCGGAAACGCCACGACACACCGCAAGAACUGCGAGCAACUAGCGGAGCACGUGAGGCUGAUAGGGAACCUGUUGGAGAAGCUGAGAUCGACGGACCUGAUGAACUUGCCGGACACGAAGGAGCCGUUGGAUGGUUUAGAAGAGGCGCUGAGGGAAGCGCUUGAGCUGGUGGAGAGCUGCAAAGAGAAGAGCUGUCUGUACAUGCUUGCCAAGGGGUGGAACGCGGUGUAUCAGUUCCGCCAACUCCAGACUGAGAUCGAUCGUCAUCUUCGUCUCGUGCCGUUGAUUUCAUUGGCACACAAGUUCCGGAUGCAGGAAGGAUUAAUAUUACAGGAGAUUGAAGAGGAUGAAAGGGAAUACACCCUUGAAGAAGAGGAUAUGGAGACUCAAGACGUUAUACUCAAACCUGAUCGGACGAAUAAAGAUUUGGAGAUCUUGGAGAAAUCGCUCUCUCGUGUGUAUCCUAACUUGGAAUUACAUGAAGCCCUCCAAGAGGAGAAAGGCAAAUUAAACUUUGAAUUGCUCCGGUCACGAACAAAUAAUGACACCGAUCAAUGCCGGUUGAUCGAACAUCUUAUCGAUGUAACGGAAAAUGUUGUAAAUGUGCUUCCUGGUAAGAAGAUUAGGAAACUUCUUGUCAAUGAACCGACUUAUGUGAUAUCUGGGUACAUCUCCAAUGUAAAAGCCAGUUAUGAGGAGUACCCCGGGUUAAAGCCAGGAGAUCAAAAUCAAUCACUAUCACAAUGGCAGGCUGACCUUUUUUAUUGUUGCAAAGAUCCUUGUUUGAGCUUGAAGACCUGCGUGUAUCCUUGCGGAACAUUUUCACGAAUAGCUAACCUGUUGUCAAAAAGACAAAUAUCUCGUGAAAGCGCAAUCAAUGAUCUAGUUGCAUACUCCCUCUGCUGUGGUUGUUGCUGCUACACUGGUUGCGUGAGAACCAAACUGCGGGAACAUUAUAACAUAGAGGGAAGUUCAAUAGAUGACUUCUUAACUCAUCUCAUGUGUUGCUGCUGCGCGCUGGUUCAAGAGUGGCGUGAGCUCGAAAUCAGGGGUUUUGAUGGUUGCCAAGGAAGAAAGAUGAUUCCUCCACCAUAUCAAUUCAUGAAGCCUUGAAUCCCAUGUAAAUUCAACUUGUGUACCAGAUGCAGGAAUGCAAAUACAGCCAUAUGCAUAGAGGGUGUAAUAUCUGUAAAGGAUCUAGGAAAAGGUAGUUUAAAAGACAUGCGUCGACUCAUCGGGGCUAUAUGAAAAUGGCAAGGCAAAAUACAAAUGUCAUUGCUGGAGCUUAUACCGUGACGGUACUCGUUACAUGAAUAUGCUGAUGUAUAAUCAAAUGGAGAUUGAAGAUGAUCGAGUGAGAUGAACCCUUAUUGGAGAUGGGAUAUUAAUAGUGUCUAUGACACAUCUUGGUUUUACUUGAAAGCAAACCCUCUCAAAU
Alnus glutinosa is the source of this 1567-nucleotide messenger RNA. Its product is annotated as protein MID1-COMPLEMENTING ACTIVITY 1-like. The transcript has 7 exons. Bases 52 to 1242 code for a protein of 396 amino acids. Gene Ontology annotation, biological process: cell surface receptor signaling pathway. The record is from RefSeq and is a predicted model, not a curated record. Lineage: Eukaryota; Viridiplantae; Streptophyta; Magnoliopsida; Fagales; Betulaceae.